Messenger RNA from Penicillium longicatenatum, 1044 nucleotides. RefSeq lists its product as uncharacterized. NCBI's taxonomy places the organism in Eukaryota, Fungi, Ascomycota, Eurotiomycetes, Eurotiales, Aspergillaceae. Gene Ontology annotation, biological process: mitotic sister chromatid segregation; kinetochore assembly. The transcript has 2 exons. Gene Ontology annotation, cellular component: nucleus. The record is from RefSeq and is a predicted model, not a curated record. The coding region runs from base 1 to 1044 and encodes 347 amino acids.
AUGGAUAUUCCAGAACAGAACUUGCAGAACAUCCAGAAUUUUGCUGCGAAUCGUGCUGCAGCGGAGAAAGAGUCCACCAGCCAACCUCUUAGUGCAACCGCCCUGCAUGCCUAUGCGCGACGGUUAGAUGGAACCCUACGGGAGCUCCAGGAGCAAGUCCGACGCCAGGAAGAUGAGCUAAGGAAGCUUCGGGAGAUUCGCUCUCAUGGCCUCUUAGAGAGCGAAAAAGACCAAUGGGCACGUGUUUCGGAAGCACGACGAGCUAAAAGAGCCUAUGACUCAUUGCUCCAGGCUGAAGAAGAUCUUCCAGUUACAGACUCCGUUCUGCCUUCGCUCAUAGCGAUUGAAGAGACUUCCCGACUCAUUAAAGAAAGCAAAGGAUUCGUAUCAGUGACGGCGGAGAGAUUAUCUGCAGAUCGUGAGCAGCUUCGUGUCGAAGAGGCCAACUUGCGAGAUUCACGUGCGAUUGCAAAUGGACUUGGAGAACGACUCCAACGAAUUCGCAAUGCCAACGCCCGGAAGCAAGAACAGACACCCUCACAAGUAGCCCAGGAGGUGUUAAGUCAACAAAAAACGAGAAGCAAAGUACUAGAACGGGAAUUUGAGAGUCUCAGGAGCUCCUUGAACACUUUUAUCGACGAAACCUUGGCUCCGAUGCUUGCUGCAGAGAAUCUUGGCGGCCCCACGGUGGGAGAUGCCCUGGAGGUUUCCGAUACAACACUGAACGCGGGGUACACAGCUCAUGGGAAACCAAAGAAGCAGAAAGAGAAAGAGUUAGCAGAUAAUGGUGGAGGUCAGCAGAUGAUCGACAAAUUCGUUCGGCGCACAAAUGAUGGUUCAAACCUGGCAAAUAAACGAGAAGCGGCCGCAACCGAAAUGCAUGAGCUUCUAGAUUCUUUGCUGGAGGCUGGGACGUCUUAUGUGACUUUAGAACGGGACUCAGCUAUCCCACGGUUCCUUGUGAGAGCGAAAGUGGCUCAAUUUCAUCCUCGCGAUGCCCGACGCCUGCGGUUGAUAGACUUCGGUCGCUCGCUGACUGGAUAA